Mycena indigotica is the source of this 1212-nucleotide messenger RNA. RefSeq lists its product as uncharacterized. Bases 1 to 1212 code for a protein of 403 amino acids. The record is from RefSeq and is a predicted model, not a curated record. Lineage: Eukaryota; Fungi; Basidiomycota; Agaricomycetes; Agaricales; Mycenaceae. The transcript is spliced from 7 exons.
AUGACUUCUGCCUUUGCUUUUGGAACUCUCCCCAUCUCUGAUGCUCGUCGCGAGCAGCUUCUCCGCGCCGCCAAAUACAACGACAAAGCGACAUUCCAGUCGCCAUCUGACGCCGACAACCACUGGAUCGCUCAAGCGGGUGUCUGGGCUUCCGCCGCCGAACAUGCGCGUGCGGUCAGCAAGGACACCACGCUCUUUCGUGGCCUUACCAAAGUCCGCGAGGAGUACGAGCGUCGUCUCCCGCGUGGUGCUCUUGGCCGGGACGACCUCAGCGACACCUUGCGUCGCUUCUACGGUGAUGCUGCCCUCUACCAUCUCAUUGACAAGAACGAGAAGAAGCGCGCCAAGGCCCGGCUGCAGAAAUUCAACCGCCGGCAGCGCCAGCUAGCGCUCGGGUCCGCUCAACGAUCCCGCCGCCGCCUCAACAUCGACACUGGUGCAGCAGCGCACGACGCGGACAUGUUUCCUGUCCCGUCCUCCUCAUCCUCGUCCACUGAGUCUCUCCCGCCGUUGCCUCCUCCUCCUACCAUCGCAACUACGUCCACUUCCAGCAAUGGUGAGGCAUCAUCCAUGGAGAUCGAUGCAGACUCUAAUUUGGUGCGUGUCCUAGCUCGGAUCGGCUUCUACUUGGUCAUCUUGGCCUCGCUUCUGGCCGCCGUCCUUCAACGAACACUGAUGUGGAUCUCACUUUUACAGCCAAUGCCAUCCAUCCCGCUUCUUGCUUUGACUGAUUCCGGCACUGAUGCCGUCGUCGUUCAACCUACUCCCACUGCUCCGGUGAGCUCCCUUCAUCACGAAGCCUUGCUCUCGCGGCUGAUGUCUUCAAUCAGCCUGCGCCUCAGCCCUCUGGUAGGAGCUCCCGCUGAGGGAACUUCCUUCACCAACACCACCUCCCAGCCUGCUGAUGCAGCCACCGGCCCUACCAUCAACUCCGGUAGUUCCGCGCAAGCCGCUGCUUCGGCCGCUGUCGAAGCCGGUCCAGUUGUCUCGGCCACGGAAGACAAGAUUCCGUCCGGACCCUCUCGCCGCGAUCCGCGACCUGCCAAGAGGUCCUACUGGGCGCCGCCCGUUCUCGACAUCGACCGUGCUGAUGAGUACCGCACCAAACGGAUCAAAUCCCUCGAGAAGCGCGUCCUGGCUGCUAGUAGCGAGCCCCGCCGUAAGAAAUCUGGUGGUGCCUCCAGCUCCAAGACCUCCGACUCCUCGGCCUAA